Molecule: messenger RNA, 2620 nt
Organism: Arvicanthis niloticus (Nile rat)
Lineage: Eukaryota; Metazoa; Chordata; Mammalia; Rodentia; Muridae
Gene: Cd22
Product: CD22 molecule
Biological process (GO): regulation of B cell proliferation; B cell activation; negative regulation of B cell receptor signaling pathway
Cellular component (GO): extracellular exosome; early endosome; recycling endosome
Molecular function (GO): protein phosphatase binding; sialic acid binding; CD4 receptor binding
Source: RefSeq, a predicted model, not a curated record
CAUGCGUGCCCACUGCCCAUGGUUCCUCCUGAUUCUGGGAUUUGUGGCUUCGGCUUCAUACAACCCAACAACUAGAUGGAUUGUUGACCAUCCCCAAACCCUCUUUGCCUGGGAGGACGCCUGCAUCUGGAUUCCUUGCAAGUACAAAAUACCAAAUUCCAAUACACAGUUGGACAACAUCCUCCUUUUUCAGAAAUAUGAGUUUGACAAUGACACCAGGAAAUUCAAAGGAACUAUCCUGUACAACAAGACUGGGAUGAACACAAAGUCUGACCAGUUCUCUUCUCAGCAAGAAAGAGUAACAUUUCUAGGAAACAGAAAAGACAAUUGUACCCUGAAAAUCCACCCGAUAUAUGCCAAUGACAGUGGGAAGCUGGGGUUGAGGAUGAUCUCAGGGACUGACAGAUGGAUGGAGGGCAUUCACCUCAACAUCUCCAAGAAACCAUUCCAACCUUACAUCCUGCUGCCACCAGAAAUCAGAGAAUUCCAAAGUGUCACUCUGACCUGUAUCCUGAAUUUCACCUGCUUUGGAUAUGACAUCCACUUGCAGUGGGACCUGAAAGACUCCAAGACUACCUCCAUCACCUCCUCUAUCUCCUCCUCCGUUAGCAAUGUUUAUACAAAGAGUAGGCUCACCUUCCAACCAAAGUGGACAGACCACGGAAAGAAAGUGACAUGUGAAGUCCAGCAUACCUCCAAAGUGCUCUCUGUGAACUCAGUGCAUCUGGAUGUUAAAUACACCCCGAAGCUGAAGAUCCAGGUCAAUUCCACAGAGGUCAAGGAGGGCAACUCUGUGACAAUGACAUGCCAGGUUAUCGGCAGCAACCCAGAACUCAGGACAGAGGUGUCCUGGUUCAAGGAUGGGCGCCCCCUGCAGGAACAGGAAUGGGAACAGGAACAGGAACAGGAACAGAUGUCCAAGCUAACUCUGCAUUCAGUGACCAAGGACAUGGGAGGGAAAUACCAGUGCCGGGCUUCCAACGACAUAGGUGAAGGAGAGUCGGAAGAAGUGGUACUCACAGUCCUCUAUGCUCCAAAGCCCUCCAGGGUUCACAUCUCUCCCUCACCGGCUGAAGAGGGACAGUCAGUUGAGCUGAUCUGUGAUUCACUGGCCAGUCCAAGAGCAACAAAGUACACCUGGUAUCACAACAGGAAGGAAGUACCUGGAGACACCCAGGAGAAGCUCCAGAUCACUAAUGUCUCCCUGUGGCAUGUUGGGAAUUACUCUUGCUUGGCAGAGAACCAUCUAGGUCGUGGAACGAUAUACCAGGAAGCGGAUCUGGAUGUCCAGUACGCUCCCAAGGCAGUAACCACAGUGAUUCAAAGCUUCACACCAAUUCGGGAAGGAGACAAUGUGACCCUGGUCUGUAAAUACAACUCCAGCAAUCCAGACGUCACCAACUACGAAUGGAGCCCUCGAGGUUCUGGGAGCGAGGUCACACCCGGAGUGCUGAAGAUUCAGAAAGUGACAUGGAAUUCCAUGCCCGUCAGCUGUGCUGCCUGUAACCACAAGUGUUCGUGGGCCCCUUCUGUCAGCCUGAAUGUCCACUACGCCCCCAGAGCCGUGAAGAUACUGAAGGUGAGCCCCGCAUCAGAGAUCCACGCUGGGCAUCGCGUCCUCCUCCAAUGUGCCUUCUCAGGGAGCUACCCUGCAGAGGUCCGCUUCUUCUGGAAGAAGAAUGGGAGUCUUGUGCAGGAAGGGAGAGACCUGACCUUCAGCUCCAUCUCUCCAGAAGAUUCUGGAAAUUAUAACUGCAUGGUCAGCAACUCUGUUGGAGAGACCUCGUCACAGGCCUGGAGCCUCCAAGUGCUGUAUGCUCCUCGGAGGCUUCACGUGUCCAUCACCCCCGGGGACCGCGUGAUGGAGGGGAAGAAGGCCACCUUGUCCUGUGAGAGUGAUGCUAAUCCGCCCAUCUUUAAAUACAUCUGGUUUGACUCCAGUGGCCAAGACCUCCACUUUUCAGGCCAGAAACUGAGACUGGAAUCCCUGAGGGUCCAACACACGGGUUCCUACCACUGCCAAGGGACCAACGACCUAGGCACAGGAGAGUCACCACCCAGCACCCUCACUGUCUACUACAGUCCAGAGACUAUUGGCAAGCGGGUCGCCUUGGGACUAGGGUUCUGCCUGACUGUCUGCAUCCUGGCCAUCUGGGGGAUGAAAUUCCAAAAAAAAUGGAAGCAUAGCCAGAGCCAGCAGGGGCUUCAGGAAAAUUCCAGUGGCCAGAGCUUCUUUGUGAGGAACAAAAAGGCUAGAAGGACCCCUCUCUCAGAAGGCCCCCAAUCCCAGGGAUGCUACAAUCCGGCCAUGGAUGACACCGUUAGUUACGCCAUCUUGAACUUUCCAGAGAGUGAAACGCACAGCGCUGGAGAUGCAGGGACCCCAGCAACACAGGGUCCUCCUCCAAGCAACGACACAGUCACGUACUCGGUGCUACAGAAGCGGCAUAUGGGUGAUUAUGAGAAUGUAAGUCCAAGCUGCCCCGAGGAUGACAGUAUCCAUUACUCGGAGUUGGUUCAAUUUGGGGCUGGUAAGCGGCCCCAGGCAAAGGAAGACGUAGAAUAUGUGACCCUCAAGCACUGAGGUGGGUAGUAGCUGCAGUGGCAGGCUCUGGAGCCU